AUGAAGUCCUUCUCCCCCGUCGCUUUCGCCUUGAUCGCCGCCCUUGGUGUGAGCGCUGCUGAUGUCUCCGCCUCUGAGUGUGCUUCCAUGUGUCUCUCCAACAUGAGCAAGCAGGCUGCCGACUUGGGCUGCAAGGCUGAUGAUAUCGCCUGCCUGUGCAAGUCCGAUAACUACAAGUUCGGUAUCCGUGACUGCACCAAGGAGGCCUGCCCCAGCGAUGACGCCGAGAAGGUUCUCGCUAUGGCCGUCGCUAAGUGCCCUGGCGGUGUUGCUGGCUCUGACGCCACCGGCUCCGACUCCAAGUCCAGCUCUGCCACUGGCUCUGACUCUAGCUCCACCAGCUCUGGCUCCGAUGCCACUGCCACUGGCUCUGACUCCGUGACUGCCACUAACGCCUCUGGCUCCAAGACUGCCACCGGCUCCGGUGCCACUGCCACUGGCUCCGCCACCGGCUCCGCUACUGGCUCUGGCGCUUCCGGCUCCGGCUCCUCCAUGGUCACCAAGACCAGCACCAGCACCGGUGCCAACGGUACUGCCACUACCACCACCACCUCCGCUGUCUCCGGCUCUGGUUCCGACUCUGACAGCAACGGCUCCGGCUCCGGCUCCAAGUCUGGCUCUGACUCUGACUCCGGCUCUGACAGCGACGGUUCCAGCUCUGCUUCCGGCUCUGCUGCUCCUUCCUCCAGCGAGGGUGCCGCUGCCCCCAUGGCCACUGUUGGUAGUGGUGCUAUGGGUGUCCUCGGUAUGCUCGCUAUCCUCGCUCUGUAA
Molecule: messenger RNA, 771 nt
Organism: Penicillium robsamsonii
Lineage: Eukaryota; Fungi; Ascomycota; Eurotiomycetes; Eurotiales; Aspergillaceae
Product: CFEM domain-containing protein
Exons: 4
Coding region: 1-771 (256 amino acids)
Source: RefSeq, a predicted model, not a curated record